AUCUAAUUUGAAAAGCUGAAGCUGGGUAAUAUGUUCUUGAAAAAGUUGAAGAACACAUUGAAAAAUCCCAGAUUACGUACUGUUACUGGACAAACAAGUAUAAGAGGUUAUUCUGUGAGACAAGAGUACGAUUCGCCGUUGGAUUAUUUGCCCAAGCAUGGAAAAAAAAGAUUUGUUAACUGGAGAGUGACAAUUGCCUUUAUAGCUAUUGGAUCAUACUUGUCUUACAGUGAGAUUCUAUUGGAUGCAUAUUCACAGUUUACAGAAACAGAAGAGCUGGAUGAACUUUUGCCAGUGCAAUUAAAGUACAGGAUGACUCAGUUGCCAAUUUAUCAGCAACUUAAUCAUCCCCGAAACCAAGUUCAAUGGUCCAAGCUUGAGACCUGGGAGGACUUUGACCACAACAUUCUAGAUAAGCAAGAAUUUACAAAGUCAAAGAAAGCAAAGCACAUUGGUGCAUUAGAAAAUUCAGUGGUAUCUCAUACAUUAGCCAAACCAGGUGGGUUUUUGAUCAAACCAGUGAUGUAUCAUAAUAAUGAAUCUAAUGAGGGAGUUACUAUAGUCCAUGCAGGACACAAAUUAUGUGGGUAUCCAAUGAUAGUUCAUGGUGGUAUUUUGGCGACUAUUUUGAACGAAACAUUCAAACGUAAUGCUGCUUUAUCGAAGGACACUAGUUCUGGAUAUAAGGAGGAUUUCAUGGUGGAGAAUUUGUCUAUAGUUUACAAAUUUCCCUCUUUUUCAAAUCAAUUUUUGAUUAUAAAAACCAAAAAAGUUGCAAUGGAAGGCGAGUCUAACCAACUUGUGAAGUUACAGAGCACCAUUGAGAGUGAAAAUGGUAAAACUUUAGUAAAAUCUGAAGCGAUUUUACGUGAUACAGAACGUGCAAGCAUUUCAAACAAAGUUAAAUUGAAGAAUAUCUUUGGCUUGUAAAUUGGUUUCUAUGGAAUGUCUUUUCCAGGAUGAGUAUUCAGUUAAUGAUAGAAAAGAGGAUAUUGUAAUCAUUGGUGGAAGCGAAGGGCGGAAGAAAAGCCUAGUAGAGCAAUAUUUGUAAUAUAAUUUAGAUAGCUAGCCCUGAAUAUUCCCGAAGAUAACGAAAAUAAGGAUUAAUAGAUAUUAGCCUCAGGUGUGUAUCUGUGAAUAUAUCUUGAAGAUACUGAAAAAAAAGUCAAUAAAAGUUAUGGUGUCAUUGCGUCCAAGGUGAAGCGAAAUUCUUGCGUCUCACACUAGUAAAAUAUUAUAUGGCCGAAAUUUUCUAUCUCAAGUUAAGAUGCCCGAUUCCCUUGCUAAACACAUCGAGGUUAUUUCAAUCAAUGACUCCAAGGAGGAAGACCAGGAGCCAGUAGUACCACAUGAGCGACAGGUGGUUGAUGACGUGAUUGCUAUUUGGAGAGAGGAUCCUUCUACCGAAUCUGCAAGUAUCUCCAAGCUUCAUGGUAUUGUAAAACAGCGGCACCCGAAUUGGUCUGUUUCUGAAAAGAGAAUUAAAACUUUGCUUAAGAAGUUCGGACUAUCCAAUAAUGCUAACC
Molecule: messenger RNA, 1526 nt
Organism: Yamadazyma tenuis ATCC 10573
Lineage: Eukaryota; Fungi; Ascomycota; Pichiomycetes; Serinales; Debaryomycetaceae
Source: RefSeq, a predicted model, not a curated record